GCGAGCAUCACCGAGAUGCUCAAUGUCAUCCAUGUCAUCAUCACUGCUCUCGAAGCCAAGAAGCUGCAGGCCGUGCUUGACAUGUUUACCUGCGUAUGUGGUACGUCGCACAUGAUUAGGCCGGUCAUGAUCUCUCGGGAAGCCCAAAGCAUUUUCAAAGAGAUAGGCAACUCGCUAGAGAGAGAAGGAAACAAGCUAAGCGAGAUCAUAUCAAACACGACCAAGGAGGUGAGGACGCUCAUGGAGGAAGAUGACUCAUGGGCUAUCGAGAUCCUGCAAGGAAGCGGCGAGGUUCACAAGAACACUCGGUUCAUCAUGGAUUGCAUAGUAUCCAUGACGAAUGCACGAACAUCAAUGCACAAAUCUGAACCGAGCCACAACAGUGAAAACCUUGGUGGCCUGAUCGAUAUCGAGUAUCUGGAGGAUCUGCUUCUGAGAAAAUCAUGGUUGCUCUCAGAUCCAAGCCUCAGGUACUUGUUCCUGCUCAACAAUUCCUAUUUCGUAGCUCAUGUAGUGUCUGAGUCAUCAGGAUCGUUCAUUCCUGAUGAUCCGCGGGACCUCACACUUAAACUUACGCCUGAAUGUAAGAAGUACAUGGAUAGUUAUCUCGAUUUUUCUUGGGGACAUGUGCUCUCCUGCAUACCAAAAUCGAGAUCUCCUGGAUUGAUCCAUCGUUUGACCAACACCUCUUCACUGGCCAAAUUCCAGUCGGCAUUUCACGAAACGUACCAGGCUCAGAAGUUCUGGAAGGUUCCAGACCCUCGGCUCAGAGAUGUGCUGCGGAGAGCUAUCAUUGAGAGAGUCAUUUCAGGUUACCUCGACUACCUGCAGGAGCAUCCGGAGCUAGAGAAACAUGUUGGCCGCGAAAGCAGCAGUCCUCAAGUUUUGGAGGAGAUUUUGGGAGAGCUAUUUGAAGGAUGA
Triticum dicoccoides is the source of this 921-nucleotide messenger RNA. RefSeq names its product exocyst complex component EXO70B2-like. The record is from RefSeq and is a predicted model, not a curated record. Bases 16 to 921 code for a protein of 301 amino acids. NCBI's taxonomy places the organism in Eukaryota, Viridiplantae, Streptophyta, Magnoliopsida, Poales, Poaceae. Gene Ontology annotation, biological process: exocytosis. Gene Ontology annotation, cellular component: exocyst. The transcript has a single exon. Gene Ontology annotation, molecular function: phosphatidylinositol-4,5-bisphosphate binding.